AUGGUAAAAGGAGACUGCAAUUCAGCUUGGCGGUCAUAUGUAAAUAAGCUAUCAGAGGAAUUAGAAGGAAACAACCCCAAGGCUUUUUGGAAAUAUGUAAACUCGAAAUGCAAGGGUACAAAUGAUUUGAUACUGUUAAAAGUAGGGGAUAAAGAAAUCACUGACAAUAUGGAAAUUGCAGAGAGCAUGAAUACGUACUUUUCGACAGUAUUCACAAAAGAAAGCUUUGAUAGUUUUUCCACUAUGAACAGAGUCAUGGAAGAAAAGCUCUGUGACAUUCAAUGUUCAGUGGACAAAGUCGAGCAAUAUUUAAAUAACAUUAAACAUCUCAAAAUCUCCGGGACCCGACAAUAUCCUAGGUACCGCGUAUCCUAA
This is a messenger RNA of Paramuricea clavata, 375 nucleotides long. NCBI's taxonomy places the organism in Eukaryota, Metazoa, Cnidaria, Anthozoa, Malacalcyonacea, Plexauridae. The record is from the annotation of a GenBank genome assembly.